This is a messenger RNA of Exophiala viscosa, 2604 nucleotides long. RefSeq lists its product as uncharacterized. Gene Ontology annotation, biological process: protein transport to vacuole involved in ubiquitin-dependent protein catabolic process via the multivesicular body sorting pathway; protein targeting to vacuole. The record is from RefSeq and is a predicted model, not a curated record. The coding region runs from base 313 to 2385 and encodes 690 amino acids. Gene Ontology annotation, cellular component: ESCRT-0 complex. Gene Ontology annotation, molecular function: phosphatidylinositol-3-phosphate binding; metal ion binding; ubiquitin binding. The transcript has a single exon. NCBI's taxonomy places the organism in Eukaryota, Fungi, Ascomycota, Eurotiomycetes, Chaetothyriales, Herpotrichiellaceae.
AGUUGCCAGCCUUGCGGGGGAACAAACUGCGGCGAAUGACAGACGCCCGUGCCAACUGCGGCAUCCCAGCCUGACGCAUACUGAGUCUCCAACAUGCGGACGGACAUGGCAGCAUUCAAGUAGUUUUAAUUGCUACCACUACGAUUUGUCACUCAUCACCAUACAUCAACUGUACAGCAGUUUUUCUGCUCCCUAAUCGGACUGAGAACGCUUCUCCUACUUGAUCUUCCCGACUUUUAUCCAGUACUCAGGGCUACAAUCAUCCUAUAAUCUUGGAAUCGUUCUACAUCUAGUCCACGGCCAAUCCAAGCCAUGGCCGGAUGGUUCACCUCAGGCAAUUCUGCUCUCGAUGAGCAGAUCGAGAAGGCCACAUCCUCCAGCUUAGAAGAUAUCGCCACGAGCCUCGAGAUCUCGGACCUCAUCCGAUCGAAAACAGUGCAGCCUAAAGAUGCUAUGCGUUCUCUGAAAAGGCGGAUAGGCAACAAGAAUCCCAACAUUCAACUUUCAGCGUUGAAGCUCACAGAUACUUGCGUGAAGAAUGGAGGAUCACAUUUCCUGACCGAAAUCUCGUCUCGCGAGUUUAUGGACAAUCUGGUCUCACUACUAAAAGCAUAUGGUGCUGCCACGGUCAAUGAGGACGUAAAGGCCAAAAUACUGGAAUUGAUUCAGACCUGGGCCAGCGCCACACAGGGUCGAUACGAGCUAUCAUACAUCAACGAGGUUUACAAGACAUUGCAAAGAGAAGGCUUCACUUUCCCACCCAAGGUCGAAAUCGCAAGUACUAUGCUUGACAGCAGUGCACCGCCUGAAUGGUCCGACAGCGACGUCUGCAUGCGAUGUCGGACAGCGUUUACUUUCACAAAUCGCAAGCAUCAUUGCAGGAAUUGUGGCAACGUCUUUGACCAGCAAUGCUCCUCCAAAUCGAUCCCGCUGCCACAUCUGGGCAUAAUGACACCGGUCCGAGUUGAUGAUGGAUGCUAUGACAAAGUGACGAAGAAGUCUGGUGGUAGUGGUGGUUCCGAGCGUCGGGUUUCGUUCGCACCGAAACCGACAACGAUGCAACCACGCAGUGCACGAGUAGAGGCGAGCAGUUUUGACGAGGAUCUUAAAAAAGCUCUAGAGAUGAGCUUGGAAGAGGCCAAAGGAAUAUCAAGUUCAGGCUAUGUCCCUCAGUCGCAACCGAAGCCAGAACCGGCAAAGUCCAACGGCGCGUCGGCCGACGAAGAGGAGGAUCCAGAUCUCAAGGCUGCCAUAGCACUGUCUCUCAAGGAUGCAGAAGAACAGGCGAAAAAACAUGCGGCAUCGAUUAAGAAGUCCACAUCUGACGGAGCGAGCUCUACCCAGCCAUUUGUAAUGCCCAAGAACGACUACGAACUGUCUAUGGUCGAAGCAGAGAACAUCAACCUGUUCUCGACGCUAGUUGACCGCUUACAGCACCAGGCCCCAGGCACAAUUCUCCGAGAACCACAAAUCCAGGAGCUAUACGAGAGCAUAGGCAAACUCCGACCAAAGCUGGCCCGGACAUUAGGCGAGACCAUGUCCAAGAACGACGCACUGCUCGAUCUACACGCCAAACUGUCGACCGUAGUCCGGUAUUACGACCGCAUGCUCGAAGAGCGUCUAAGCAAUACCUACAACCAGAGAAACCCCGGCUAUGCAACAUACGGCAUGCCAUCACCUGGUGUCGCUCCCCAGCAAUCAGCCAUGUACCCAUCAAUAGCUGCCGGCCCUCCACCAUCCAUGAACACCGGCCCUGGUGGCGCAGAGAACUUCUACUUCAGCAACGCGCCCAUCGACUCAUACGCGGCACCGCCCCCUCACCAAGCGCCAUCCAUCCCACAACCACAACGCUCAUACUCCUUUUCCAGCCAGAAGCAAGAUCCGCAACCGUCACAAUACCCGUACGCAAACCAGCAUCCACCCCAAUACAACCAACCGCCAUCUCCAACAAUGUAUCAACACCAACCCGCGGCACCAUAUCCGUCCCAACCGCCCGCUGACCCGACACCGUCCGCAUAUCCCCAACUACCACCUCCGGACCCUCAACAAACGCCCAUACCGUACGCGCAGAUGGCACAUAUGCCGCCGGACGCCGGGUACCAAGUACCACAGUCACAACAGCCCUAUCAACAACAAGCCCAACCUCCGGCUCAGGCCCCUCCGCAGAGCUACCCACCAGCACAAACACAGCAAUACUCUCCUCCGCAGCAACAACAACAGCAACCACCGCAGCAGCAGCAGACCGCGCCAGCUUCAUACGCGCCCUACCCCACGUACACCCAAGAUCAAUUCCCUUCCGCGCCUCAGCAUGCGCCAGGAUACACACAGCAGCAACAACAUCAGCCGCAACCCGUCGCUGUGGAGGAGAGUCUGAUUGAGCUAUGAAAAAAGACAGCAUUCUCCUUUGUAUGGAAGCGAAAGCGAGUCUUGAAUUUUCCGACUUGCUAGCACCAAGUGUAUUGGUCUUCCUGAGCAGGAGUUGACACCAGAUAGGGUGCAUGUCUUUGUGUCACAAGACAAUGCGACUGCCGUGCUUAUUCUCAUUCUCUAGCGCAUCAUGGCGGUGAUCUUUUGCCAGACCUUGUCCAACGGCGCAAAUAGCUA